Messenger RNA from Syngnathus typhle (broad-nosed pipefish), 4110 nucleotides. It is a transcript of the gene srebf1, whose product is annotated as sterol regulatory element binding transcription factor 1. The coding region runs from base 31 to 3573 and encodes 1180 amino acids. Gene Ontology annotation, biological process: regulation of transcription by RNA polymerase II. The record is from RefSeq and is a predicted model, not a curated record. Gene Ontology annotation, molecular function: protein dimerization activity; RNA polymerase II cis-regulatory region sequence-specific DNA binding; DNA-binding transcription factor activity, RNA polymerase II-specific. NCBI's taxonomy places the organism in Eukaryota, Metazoa, Chordata, Actinopteri, Syngnathiformes, Syngnathidae. The transcript has 19 exons. Gene Ontology annotation, cellular component: nucleus.
CUGGAUUAUCCUAAAAACAAAACCGCAAAAAUGAACACUUUGUCGUUUGACGAUCCUUCGUUGGAUAAUCUGGAUCCGACAUUGUCGCUGCAUGACCCCAGCGAGAUUGACACGGCCCUUCUUAGCGACAUUGAUGACAUGCUCAAGUUCCUUCACCAGGAAGGGGAACUCGGAAGCCUCUUUGAUAACCCUCCAUACACAGGAGGACCCGCCGGCAGUCUGGAACUUCCUUGUCUGCCCCAAGUCGUCACAUCAUCCUCCCCCCUGUCCACCGCAUCUGCGCCUCCAUCCACGUCUUCUUCUUCUUCCUCCUCCGUCCUGAGCAGCAGCCCCCAUCUGGAUGCACUCCUGGGCCCUCCCAUCACCCGCAGCUCAUCCAGCCCAGACAAGGCCUUCCAGCCUACCACCACCUUUCAGCAGUCCCCGCUGGCCCAGGUGUCCAUCCCCACCCCGCGGCAGCAGCCGGCGUCCCCGCAGCAAGCUCACACGGUCGGACCGCCCAAAGUGGAAGCACCCCAGCCGGCUGUGGCCCAGGCUACGCCUGCCCCAGGAACUUUACCUCAUGGGUCCCCGGUCCUAAACCCUGCAUUCAACAGCACCCCCCCAAAACUCUUCACCUCCUCUUCACCGCCCCAAACUCCACCCCAGCCUCCAAAGCAGAUGCCGACGCACCUUCAGAGCCAGACUCCAAACAGAGGCCAGAACUGCUUCAUAGUCGGCAGCACUGUGAGCCAAGCGGCAGCCACCUUGUCCUCCUCGCCUCCCAAGGUCCAGCCAAUGGCCAUUCAGACUCCGGUCCAAGGCUUGAGUGCAGCCUCUCCUUUGCUGGCCGCGGCGGGAAGCCCGCCCGCUCCCGCGCUUACGUCUCAUGUUCAGCAAGUACCCGUGUUACUGCAACCCCAGUUUAUCAAAGCCGAGUCUCUGCUGUUGACCACACUGAAGCAUGACCCCUGCAUGGUCACCACCGUGGCCUCCACCACAUCGCUGGCCACCACCACCACUCCAGUUCAGAGCGCCUCACUGCAGGCAUUUGUGGGUGGGGGCACCUUCCUGACUACCGUGCCCGUCAUGGUGGAUGCCGAGAAGCUGCCAAUCAAUCGCAUCAUCAACAGCGGCAAGACGGGCGUUUUCCCCGCCAAGGGGGAGAAGCGCACGGCCCACAAUGCCAUCGAGAAGCGCUACCGCUCGUCCAUCAACGACAAAAUCAAUGAGCUCAAAGAUUUGGUCGCAGGCACUGAGGCCAAGCUCAAUAAAUCAGCCGUGUUGAGGAAAGCCAUCGACGUCAUCCGUUUCCUGCAGCAAUCCAAUCAGAAGCUCAAACAGGAGAACCUGGGACUGAAAAUGGCAGCCCAGAAAAACAAGUCUCUCAAGGACCUGGUUGCCAUGGAGGUGGACACAGUGGCUGACGUGAAGAUGGAGCUGCUUACGCCGCCGGCAUCUGACGUGGGUUCGCCCUCGUCUUUCUCGCACUGCACCAGUGACUCGGAACCCGACAGCCCGAUGGGAGAGGAUACCAAGCCACACGUGACCAUGCUGGACCAAUCGGCGAGCGGCAGCAGCGCCGGCGGCAUGCUGGACCGUUCUCGCAUGGCGCUCUGCGCUUUCACCUUCCUCUUCCUCUCCCUCAACCCCUUGGCCAACCUGAUCUGCUCAUCUGGCGGUGACACGGCAAGUGGUGCGUCCGGUGCCCCCCAUCACGCGGGCCGGAGUGUUCUGGGCUUGGACAUUGCGGCGGACUCAUGGGGCUGGAUGGACUGGAUGCUACCAACAAUUCUGGUCUGGCUUCUGAACGGCAUCUUGGUGUCGGGAGUUCUUAUCCGCCUUCUGGUAUACGGAGAGCCUGUGACCAGACCUCAUUCUGGAUCUUCGGUCUUGUUCUGGAGGCACCGCAAGCAGGCCGACCUGGACCUGGCGCGAGGGGAUUUUGCUCAGGCCGGCCAGAACCUUUGGACUUGUCUCAAAGCUCUGGGUCGCCCCUUACCCACCUCCCAGCUGGACUUGGCCUGCGCCUCGCUGUGGUCCUUCCUCAGAUUCUGCCUUCAGCGCCUCUGGGUGGGCCGCUUGCUGGCCGCCCGGGCAGGGGGACUACGAUCGGACCGCCCCCUGCAGGAGGACGCGUGCAAGAGCAAUCGAGAUGCUGCGCUGGUUUACCACCGCCUGCACCAGCUGCACAUGACAGGCAAACUGAAUGGGAGCCACCUUUCAGCCGUGCACAUGGCGCUCAGCGCGGUCAACUUGGCGGAAUGUUCCGGCUCCUAUCUGCCCGUGGCUUCGCUGGCCGAGGUCUAUGUGUCUGCGGCGCUCCGAGUCAAAGCCAGCCUGCCAAGGAUCCUGCACUUCACCUCUCGUGUGUUCCUGAGCAGCGCGCGUCAAGCGUGCCUGUCGUCCAGCGGGAGCGUGCCUCCGGCCAUGCAAUGGCUCUGCCACCCUCUUGGCCACCGCUUCUUUGUGGAUGGGGACUGGGCCAUUCGCAGCAUCCCCAAAGAGAGCAUCUACAGUCAGGCCGGCAACACUGUGGACCCGUUGGCUCAGGUGACUCAAGCCUUCAGGGAACACUUGCUGGAAAAGGCUCUUUACUGCGUGGCCCAGCCAAAAAGGGAGAAAAGCCCCAGUCAUGUCGAAGGGGAGUAUGCAGAUGCCCUGGAGUAUCUGCAGCUGCUGAUUAGUGCUUCCGAUGCAGCUGGCGCCACGUCGCAGUCCUUUGCUAUUGGCUCCAACAUGGCCACUGUCACAGGCUGCGACCCCCACUCUAAAUGGUGGUCCUCUGUCAUUGUGGUUAUCAUCAACUGGCUCCAAGGGGACGACGCGGCCGCCGAGAGGCUCUAUCCAACUGUCGAGCACCUGCCGCGAACGCUGCACACCGCGGAGAGCCUCCUGCCCAAGGCUUGUCUCAACACCUUCCGAGCGGUGCGGGCUCUGCUGUCCAAGCCAGAAAACUGCUACUUGAGUCUGAGCCACAGCGACAAGGCCAGCGCCCUGCUCAGAGACAGUCUCAACUUGGGCCCGCACUCUCACAGCUCCACUUUAGACAAGGUGGUGCAGUUGCUGUUGUGCGACUUGCUGUUGGUGAUGAGGACCAAUGUGUGGCGUCUUCAGCAACAGCAGCUGCAGGGGGCGGGUGCGGCCGGGACGGGCUCCGCGGGGGUCCAGCAGGCCUCCCCGCCCGAGCUGCAAGGCUUUCAGCAGGACCUCAGCUCUUUACGCAAGCUGGCGCAGAGUUUCAGGCCAGCCAUGCGAAGGUUGUUCCUUCAUGAAGCCACGGCCAGGCUAAUGGCGGGGGCCAGUCCCACGCGCACGCAUCAGCUGCUGGAUCGCUCGCUGCGACGUAGAGCCACGCCUGGAACCAAGACAGAGGAGUGCGAGGCACGGCCGGGCCAGCGCGAGCAGGCGGAGGCGGUGAUGCUGGCGUGCCGUUACCUCCCCCCGUCCUUCCUGUCUGCCCCCGGCCAGCGGGUGGGCAUGCUGGCCGACGCUGCCCGCACGCUGGAGAAGCUGGGAGAUAAGCGCACCCUCCACGACUGCCAGCAGAUGAUCAUCAAGCUGGGCAGUGGCACCACCGUCACCAACAGCUAAGAGGACCCCACCCGAUCAACUGACUCGUCUUGGGACCCGUUUGUAGAAAAUCAAAACUAAAGUUCUUGUUUGAACAGUGUUUUCCCACCUCGGAACUUUCUAGAUUCCUGAGCAGAAUCUGGGAAGUCUGAGCGUGAGUCCUGCGUAGUGCUACAGUUUGACCUCAGAGAGGCACCAAUGCAUCCUCAGCCAAUCGGUCGCGCCCGUUUUCCCAGAGAGUUGCUUCUUUUCAUUUGAUGAGAAGAAAACAACCUUAAGAGAUCCAUGAAUGAGGUUAUGGCUUUGUUUGGUUAUGAUGUGUACAUAUAAUAUUAAUAAUGUAUUUAUAAUCUGUAUGGAUUUUGAUCCUGCAGUAUUUGGCCUAUGUGGAAGAGCGAAUGCUGCUUUUGAGGGUUGCGUUGUCAUGGCGAUUGAGCGUCACCAAAUCAGAAAGGUGACAUUUUGCGCGUGAUCUUUGGUGGGGCGAGCCUGUUUGUGUGUCGCCAUGCACACGGCAGGCUAACUGUUAAGUGCAGUCCCCCCAAAGAACUGUUUUCU